UCCCCCAAAUCUGAGAGAAGCAAUGAAAGGAGGAAGGAAGAAUCUGAAGAGGGCUGUGGAGGAGCAGAGCUUGACCCUCAGCGAUGGCCAUUCUAUAAUGCAAGUGGUUUCUCUACGUGGUUCCAAUCUCAUUGAGGUAAUGGAUGCAAAAGGAGAGAAAUAUUUGGCGUUGUUUCCGGCUAAGUUUUCAAAGAGCAUGUGGAUAAAACAAGGGAGCUUUGUUGUGGUUGAUGCAAGUGAGAAGGACAAGGUUAUUGAAUCAGGCGGUAAGGUGGCAUGUAUUGUUUCCCAAGUUCUGUUUUUCGAACAAGUUCGUGCACUUAGGAAAUCACCAGAAUGGCCUGAAAUCUUCAAAUCCACGGUUUCAGAAGAACCAUGUGGAAGUCUGAAGGGACCUACCACCAAGCAAGAAGGGAAUGAGAAUGACAAUGAGGAUGACUCUAGUGAUGAUGAUGGACUUCCUCCAUUAGAAGCCAACAUGAACAGGAUGAGACCAUCUGAAUGGCAAUCAGAGGAAGAAUCGAAUUCAGGAACAGAUUCAGGAACUGAUUCUUGAAUAACUGCAGUAGAUAAACAAAUAUGUGGAACGGAACGGAAUGAACAUAUGACAUUUAUUUAUUCUAAGAUGAUGUAUUAAAGAUACAAACAUAGCUAAUUGCACAUGACAUUUAUCCA
Molecule: messenger RNA, 675 nt
Organism: Fragaria vesca subsp. vesca
Lineage: Eukaryota; Viridiplantae; Streptophyta; Magnoliopsida; Rosales; Rosaceae
Product: probable RNA-binding protein EIF1AD-like
Exons: 4
Coding region: 23-556 (177 amino acids)
Biological process (GO): translational initiation
Cellular component (GO): nucleus
Molecular function (GO): translation initiation factor activity; RNA binding
Source: RefSeq, a predicted model, not a curated record